Messenger RNA from Brachypodium distachyon (stiff brome), 1272 nucleotides. RefSeq lists its product as uncharacterized. The record is from RefSeq and is a predicted model, not a curated record. NCBI's taxonomy places the organism in Eukaryota, Viridiplantae, Streptophyta, Magnoliopsida, Poales, Poaceae. The transcript is spliced from 6 exons. Bases 1 to 1272 code for a protein of 423 amino acids.
AUGAAACCUUCAUUUCGUGGUAGGAAGUCUUUUCCUACUCAAAAUGUGAUGACAGCGAUAGAUUUUGACCUUCGCUUCACAUACGUUUUGUCUGGUUGGGAGGGGACAUCACAUGAUGCGACUGUGUUAGCAGAUGCUUUAGAUCGAGAGAAUGGCCUAUAUGUCCCACAAGGCAAAUUCUACCUAGUUGACGCUAGUUAUGGAGCCAAGCCCGGGUUCUUGCCAUCCUUUCGUGCUGUGAGGUACCAUUUGAACGAGUGGGACAACAAUCCAGUACAAAAUGAGAAGGAAUUGUUCAACCUUAGGCACUCAUCUCUACAGGUGACGGUAGAACGUGACUUUGGAAGUCUCAAGAGACGAUUCAAAGUUCUUGAUGAUGCCACCCCGUUCUUCCCUUUCCCGGUUCAAGUCGACAUUGUUGUAGCUUGUUGCAUUCUUCAUAAUUAUGUGCUCUCUCAAGGGAUUGAUGACUUUGUUAUCCAGAUGUGCCUUGGUCCACCAAUACUACUCGGGCAUCAAGGGGAGAAGCAAAAUCUACAUUCUUCAAUGGAGAAUGUGGGACAACCUAGUGGGAGUGGACAGAUUGUGUGGACAAAUUCAAUGUCUAGCAUGAUGCUAAGCUUUUUGGCUGACCUUGUGGCUACUGGCACAAGAACUUCAAGUGGAUUCAAGGCGAUGCACCUUAACAACUGUGCAAAGGCUUUGAAUGAACAUUUCAAGACAGGAAUCACUGGCGCUCAGAUUAGCAACCACCUUAAAAAAUGGAGAAAGGUAUGGAUCAAUGUUACAAAGCUUCGGAAUUUGAGUGGUGCUCUAUGGGAUGAGGAUACUAGUACCAUUCGUCUUGCUGAUGACCACUAUGCAAACCAUGUGAAGGACCACAAAGCAUCUAUGGCAACGGGUAAGUAUGCCAAGUCUGAAAAUGAUCCUAUUUCUGUGGAAGUAAUUGACGUUGAAGAUGAUCAAAACACACCCAAUGAAAGUGGUACUGAGGUUAACAUGUCACCUAAUAUGGGUGAGUCUGCUAAUGCAAAUGCUGGAAAGUCUUCACAUAACAAACAACCACCUCGUAAGAAGGCAAAGGUUGAAGCAAAAGACGAAGAUCCUAUGCUGUCCACAAUCAAGUUUGGCCUUGAAAGGGUUGCUGCAGCCCUUGAGAAGAGUGCUGGUGGUGGUGAUGAAAUACCAGAAGGUCUUUGGGAUGUGUUGGACGGCCUUCCUGAUUUUGAGGAGGGCCAUCUUUGUUCACUAUUAUGCUCAUCUUGUGGAUAA